CAUUGUCCGCUAUUUACAGAUGGGGAAACUGACGAACAGAGUGGGGAAAGUCUUGCCUAAGGUAACACAGCGAACCAGUGGGAACAGAACUUGGGUCUCCUGGCCCAGUAUCCUACUCACUAGACCAUGCUGCCUCCUAUGGGGAGGAUAAAAAUGACUUGGAUUCCCACAUACUGAACUCCCAACCUAUCAAUAAAUGUCAUCCAAGCUUCCCAAAUCUUCUCAGCCCCUGUUUGAUUGCUCAUCAUCUCAUCCCUCACCCCGUCCCUGUUGCCUGUUUCCCUACCUUCCUUAAAUUCAACCCCUUCCCCAAUCUCAGCAGAAAAGUCUGAACCCCAUGUCUCCACUGUCUCAGGACUAAAAGGGCAGAUUGGUGAGUAGGGGCUCUGUGCAUGAAGAAGAAGGGGAUCUCACCUGUUUAAAAUCUGGAGCAAAUCAGCGAGAGAGGAAAGAACAGCGGCGGCAGAGCAGCUGUGUUUCUGAGUUGAGAAGCAGAGAGCAUCUAGCAGCAACAGCAGAGAGUCAUUCCCAAACCCCCUCGCACCCAACCCAGCCACCAAGUACAUGCCUGGCAGGUACAAAAAGGACUGACAGGGAUUCUACAAGCGAUGGAUUUGCAACAGCUGAUGAACCCCCUGUGAGAGGAGGGGGAGGGAAGAUUGCAGUUGAGGCCCCCCUCCUCCCAACAUGAGAGCAGGAGGUGAGCACUGGCUCUUUGUGAGCGGCAGGCUGCAUAAGAAGAAAAGUGGUGGUGGGAAAAUGCCAGGCUGCCUGCAGGAGACUUGGAAAGGAGCGAAAGGUUGGAGCACUUGUGACCGGUGAUAUAGCUGCGCUUGUAAGAGUUCAAAAGCUGGAAGGGUCGCAGUUUGUGUUUCCGAGAUGCAAGAGGAAGAAUAAAGAGGAGGCGGUUUGUGUGCCGAUGGGGACUUAGCACCAAUGAGAUCUCUGGGGACAGCAGGACAAAGAGAACUCAUGGAUGGGCUUUACCUGCUAGGAGCGGGAAAUGGGCUGGAGAUGAUCAAUGAUACCCUCAGCAGGAAGAGUUGGGUGGAGGACGACAACUCGGAGCUGUCCCUGCAGGUGGUGAUGGCUGCCCUGCUCUUCCUCCUCAUCCUGUCCACCUUGCUGGGCAACACCCUGGUGUGUGUGGCUGUAAUCAAAUUCCAGCACUUGCGCUCCAAGGUCACCAACUUCUUUGUCAUCUCACUGGCCGUCUCCGACCUGUUCGUGGCCGUGCUGGUGAUGCCAUGGAAGGCAGUUGCUGAGGUGGCUGGCUUCUGGCCUUUCGAGGGCUUCUGUGAUGUCUGGGUGGCUUUUGACAUCAUGUGCUCCACAGCUUCCAUCCUCAACCUGUGCAUUAUCAGCGUGGACCGGUACUGGGCCAUCUCUAGCCCCUUCCGCUAUGAGAGGAAGAUGACCCAGCGGGUGGCUUUCAUCAUGAUUGGAGUGGCUUGGCUGCUCUCCAUCUUGAUCUCCUUCAUCCCUGUGCAGCUGAGGUGGCACAAGGCCAACAAGCUCCUUGCUCAGCAGGAGCCAGGCUCCAACUUCACACAGGGCUCAGAGGAGAACUGCGACUCCAGCCUUAACAGGACCUAUGCUAUCUCCUCAUCCCUCAUCAGCUUCUACAUCCCCGUCGCCAUCAUGAUCGUCACAUACACCAGGAUCUUCCGCAUCGCUCAGCGGCAGAUCCGCAGGAUCUCCUCUCUGGAGAGAGCUGUGGAGCAUGCCCAGAACUGCCACAGCAAUGACUGUCCCCACGAGGCCUCCCUAAAGAACUCUUUCAAAAAGGAGACCAAAGUCCUCAAGACCCUCUCCGUCAUCAUGGGCGUCUUCGUCUUCUGCUGGCUGCCCUUCUUUGUGCUCAACUGCAUGGUGCCCUUCUGCAACCUUGACCUGCACAAUCCUGGGGAGUUGCCCUGUGUCAGCGAGACAGUCUUCAACACCUUUGUCUGGUUUGGUUGGGCCAACUCCUCCCUCAACCCCAUCAUCUACGCUUUCAAUGCUGACUUCAGGAGGGCCUUUGCCACCAUCCUGGGCUGCAGCCGCCUCUGCCCCAGCAACGCGGUGGAGACGGUGAAUUUCAGCAACGAGCUGGUCUCCUACCACCAUGACACCACCUACCAGAAGGAUGUGGUGACCCUCAGCUACCCGCACCUUCUCCCCCAUGCCACCCUGCAGGCAGAAGACAAUGAGCUGACUUUUGACAAAGUGUCCCAGAUCUCCCAGACCUCCCACAACAACCAUGCCGAUGCCGUCUUGCCAGCUGUGGUCCACAUGGAGUGCGAGAUGGAUAUAUCACUGGAGAAGAUCACUCCCUUCACCUCCAGUGUGCUGGAUUGAAAGGGGAUCAGGAGAGGGAGUAGGGGCGGGGAGAAGGGAUAUGGCGGAGAGAGGUCUGCAGCAAUUGCCCAGUUUCUGGGGAGUGUGCAUACAGGGGAGGGAUGGGGAGAGGAAUUGCUACCCCUUUGGCUGGGAAGGAGUUUGUAUGUAUAUAUUAGCAAAUAUGUUGGUGUCUUCCUUUGUUUCUCUGAUAUACUCAGAAAAGUGACUUUCUAGGGGACUGGAUGGCUCAGGGGAAUGGCUCUUUUCACCUCCAGUCCAUGGGUUCAAACCCAGGGCCAACCCAAGUUGAUAGUGAAUGGAAGUGGU
Molecule: messenger RNA, 2649 nt
Organism: Chelonoidis abingdonii (Abingdon island giant tortoise)
Lineage: Eukaryota; Metazoa; Chordata; Testudines; Testudinidae
Product: D(1) dopamine receptor-like
Biological process (GO): positive regulation of MAPK cascade; adenylate cyclase-activating adrenergic receptor signaling pathway
Cellular component (GO): plasma membrane
Molecular function (GO): G protein-coupled receptor activity; dopamine neurotransmitter receptor activity
Source: RefSeq, a predicted model, not a curated record